UUUUUAUUAUUAUUAUUGUUGAUGUUGUUGACUCUUUUUAGAGGAGAAAAUGGGUGAUGAUGCAAGAGGCAGAGGAAAGAAUAAGAGAAUGUGGACAUCGAUAGAGGAGAGUGCUCUAGUUGAUAUCCUUGUUGAUAUGCAACAUUCAAAUUGGAAGUGUGACACUGGCUACAAAACAGGUUAUCAAUCUCAUAUCGAGAAAAAAAUGCUUGAGAGAUUCCCUUACUGUGGUUUGAAAGGUAAGCCACAUAUUGAAUCUAAGAUCAAGAUUUUGAAGAGGCAACUAGGGUAUAUCCUUGAAGCUCAAAAGCAAGCUAGCGGGUUUGGUUGGGAUGACGAGAUGAAAAUGAUUAUCGGUGAAAAAGAGGUUUUCAUGGGUUGGGCUCAGGGUCGUGAUGGGGCUUCCGCUCUUUAUAUGAAGCCUUUUCCACUUUAUGAGAAGUUAUGUGAGAUUUAUGCCAAGGAUCGUGCAAGUGGGAGUAUGUCUAAGGGCCCUGGAGAUGAAGAAGGAGAUAACAACAAUGAGGGUGACAAGCAAGGUGAUGGCUCGACUAGCUCUACAACUCAAGCAACUGAACCUUCUAGUUAUAGAGGAGAUCGUAAAAGAAGAAGGGAAAUAGAAAAUAAGGAGCUUGGUGGAUUGUCAAAAGCACUUGUUUCUCUAAUUGAUGUUGAGAAGGAGUCCACCGCGGUUAUGAAUGAUUUGAAGAAAUCAUUUAUGCGUGAUGUGGAGAUUGGUGAGAAGAGAACCAAGCUUUUUCAAGCUUUGAGCGGACUUGAAGAAUUGUCUCCUAUGGAAAUUGUUGAAGCUUCAACAUCUAUCGGGUUGGAUGAUAAAAAGGUUGAACUUUUCUUUAGUAUGCCUGAUGAUUUCAAAGUUAUGUUUGUCAAAUCUCAAUUAAAAAAGCAACUAGGAUCGAUGAAUGGAAGACGUAUUUAG
Molecule: messenger RNA, 940 nt
Organism: Beta vulgaris subsp. vulgaris (sugar beet)
Lineage: Eukaryota; Viridiplantae; Streptophyta; Magnoliopsida; Caryophyllales; Amaranthaceae
Exons: 2
Coding region: 50-940 (296 amino acids)
Source: RefSeq, a predicted model, not a curated record